This is a messenger RNA of Colletotrichum karsti, 1173 nucleotides long. RefSeq lists its product as uncharacterized. The transcript has 2 exons. NCBI's taxonomy places the organism in Eukaryota, Fungi, Ascomycota, Sordariomycetes, Glomerellales, Glomerellaceae. The coding region runs from base 1 to 1173 and encodes 390 amino acids. Gene Ontology annotation, biological process: pyruvate biosynthetic process; L-serine metabolic process; D-serine biosynthetic process. Gene Ontology annotation, molecular function: D-serine ammonia-lyase activity; ATP binding; L-serine ammonia-lyase activity. The record is from RefSeq and is a predicted model, not a curated record.
AUGGCCGACCUAUCAACCUGUCUCCCGUUAACGCGAGCUUCAGUCGUCGAGGCUCACAAGAUCGUCAAACCUCACGUUCACUACACUCCCGUCCUCACCAACAAGACCCUCACGAACCUGGCCUCCACCCCCCGAAGCCCAGAAGACCUCAAGGGUACGAAAUGGGAGGGCCGCACGCCGGCGAAGCCCGUUCUGAGGUUGUGGUUCAAGUGCGAGAACCUGCAGCGUAUCGGCGCCUUCAAGGUCCGCGGUGCCUUUCACGCCGUUGAGAGGCUGAAGCAGGAGCCCGGGUGGCUUGAGAAUGGCGGCAAGGAGAAGGGUGUGGUCACGCACAGCUCCGGAAACCAUGCUCAAGCACUCGCCCUCGCGGCCAGGGAAGCGGGCAUCCCCGCCCACAUCGUCAUGCCCGAUAUCUCCCCGGCCAACAAGAUCGCCGGUACGCGCGGCUACGGCGCCAACGUCAUCUUUAGCGGUAGCACCAGCGUAGAGCGCGAGGCGAUGGCCGACCGCGUCAUCGCCGACACCGGCGCCCGCCUCGUCCCGCCCUACGACCACCCGGACAUCAUGCUCGGGCAGGGCACCCUCGGCCUCGAGCUGCAGGAGCAGGUGCGCGACCUCAUCGCCGCGGGCCACUCGUCCGAGAACACGACCUUCAACUCCACCGGCCAGCCGCACUCUUCCGGUGGCAAGGGUCUGGACGCCGUCAUCACGCCGUGCGGUGGCGGCGGCAUGCUGUCGGGCGUGGCGCUGAGCUGCGAGGGCACCGGGAUCCGGGUGUUCGGGUCGGAGCCGGAGUUCCAGGGCGCUGAUGAUGGCAAGCGCGGGUUCGAGGCCGGCAAGAGGGUCGAGAGCGUCAAGAGCUUGACGAUUGCCGACGGCCUGAGGACGCCUGUGGGCAAGUUCCCGUGGAGCGUCAUCUACGAGCGCAGGCUGGUGGAGAACAUGUAUAAUGUGUCCGAGGAGGAAAUCAAGGCUGCCGUGAAGCUGGUGUUUGAGAGGUUCAAGCUCGUCAUUGAGCCGAGCGGUGCUGUGCCGCUCGCGGUUGCGCUCUUUAACGAGGAUUUCAGGAGCAUGGUUGAGAAGGAGGCUGGUGAGGAAGGAUGGGACUUGGGGUUGGUGUUUAGUGGUGGUAACAUGGCGAUGGAGGGUUUGAUGAAGAUCUUUGCAUCGUGA